This is a messenger RNA of Polypterus senegalus (gray bichir), 1398 nucleotides long. RefSeq lists its product as uncharacterized. The coding region runs from base 441 to 1226 and encodes 261 amino acids. The record is from RefSeq and is a predicted model, not a curated record. The transcript has 9 exons. Lineage: Eukaryota; Metazoa; Chordata; Cladistia; Polypteriformes; Polypteridae.
UUCCCCUUGGGAUUAAUAAAGUAUCUAUCUAUCUAUCUAUCUAUCUAUCUAUCUAUCUAUCUAUCUAUCUAUCUAUAGGACUACAACCUUGGUUACAUAGGCGACCAAAUGCAGAGAAGGCAAUCAGAGGCAGUCUCCUCAGUCACAGAGGAGAUUAUCCUUUCAAUGUAGGGGAGCAGAGAGUUGUUUCCCCUUUCUUCCUGAAGGGAACGGACGACUUUCUUUUCUGUAUUAGGAGCAGUAGGAUACCAGUCAUAUAGCAGAGAUAAUGUGUUCAUCGUUGGGAUUUUCUAUAGUGAAUCCAGAGAAAAGCUCCAUAUAAACUUCAUGCUUGGUAUCAUAAUCUAAAUGAGGUCACUGCAGUAUCUGACACUAGCAAGUAAAGGUCGUAUGCAGCAGGUCAAAGAGUACACGAUUUAAAACAUGAAGCAGGGCAGCCUAUGGAUGAUGCAUUUAACAUUUGUCGGAGCCAUGAGCGCCGUUGUCCAGGUCACCCAGUCUCCGACAUUUCUGUCCUUGCAGUGAUCCCCAGUCUGCAUCUCCAAUCUAAUUUGUCAUCUAACAACUCGGAGCUCCUAAUUCUGACUUGCACCGCUCUGGGUUUCUACCCUUCCCGUAUCAUCCUUUCCUGGCACCAUUCUCUCCCUGGGGUACCCCAUACCACCUCUCAGGAAGCGUCCAGACUUGUGCCGGAUGGCACCUACAGCAGCAGCUCCACCCUUCAAGUCAAUACUUCAUUGUGGUUACCGGGCACAAAGAUCGGGUGUGAAGCAACUCACACGUCAAUGGCAAGGCCACUGAAGAAAUACAUUAGGAAUUCAGUUGAGAAAAUUAAUGCAGUGAAGAAAUACUGGUAUUCAUUAGCUUUUCUUGUUUUUCCUGUAAUUCUGGGCGGCAUUUAUUUACUUCUGAUCUUCUCCAGAAGUUCUGCAGCAACAGCAUUUGGGCAUCCCACUCAAGAUGGGAAUCAUAAGACGUUCCAGCCAGAACCUUCAGAAUGCAUACAUGAAGAGGGAAAGGAAAUGGAGAAUGAGCUGCAGUAUUCCACUUUCUUCCAUAAGAAUCUAAAGAAAUACGCUUCUUCUCAAAAUGAAAAUGAUUUCAAGUGUAUAUACUCAGAUGUGAAGAUGAAAGAGGGCGGCUUAACAGAAUGUAAACAAGGGGUAGACUAUGCUGUUCUGGAUAUUUGUGAGACCCCAAAUGUCAUCACAAAGAAAAGUCUAUAAUUCACUAUAUAUUCACCAAUAGAUAGAUAGAUAGAUAGAUAGAUAGAUAGAUAGAUAGAUAGAUAGAUAGAUAGAUAGAUAGAUAGAUAGAUAGAUAGAUAGAGCUUUAUUUAUCUCCAGGGGGAAAGUUGUUAUUUUAAAGAAGCACAAUAAAUAAAUAAAUAUUCACACA